AUGUGCCUUUUGGUUAUCAUCAUUGCUAAAAUUACGGUUGAGGUUGAGGAGAUUGAACAUUGGGGUAUCUUGGAAUUGAUAAUGAAGAUUGAAGAAAGGAUAGUAGAAGGUCAAAAAAUUUGUGCUAUUAGAUUAACUCCAGAGAAAAAUGAUAGGAUAAUGUGGAGUCAUACUAGGAAUGGUAAUUAUUCAAUAAGAUCCGCUUAUAAAGCUUUUACAAAUGAAAGAGCUUCUCAGGAUGAAGCUAUCUUUUGGAUAAAAGUCUGGAAUUUAUACCGUCUUCCGAAGAUAAAAUUAUUUAUGUGGAAAAUUUUUGCUCACAUGUUACCAGUAAAUGUCUUGUUGAAGUUUUAUAAUCCUUAUGCAGAUGAAAUGUGUCCCCUAUUUUCAGUGGAUUCAGAUUGUUCAGAAGAUGUUUUCUUGUAUUGGUUUGAUAAAGAUUUAGGGAUUUCCCCUUUUGCUGUGAACUGGCCAAGUAUUGGUUCUAUAGUAAUGUGGUGCAUAUGGAAGCUGCGAUGUUAUGUUGUUUUUAAAAAAGUAAACAUUGACAUGGUUAAAACUAUUUUGGAAAUAAGAAGAAUGAUUAACACUUAUAUGUUCUCUCCUAUAAUUACUCGGAUUGCUAGAAAAGAGUUUAAGAUUUCCAGUGAAGAUGUGAAUCAUUUUAUUUUUGUUGAUGGUUCUUUUAAAGAUUUUAAUAUGGGAAAGGGUUUCAUUUGGUGUGAUAUUGCAGGAAGGAUAAAAAGUCGUGGUUCAGGCUUUGGGCUGAUUCAAGAUGCGGUUGGUGCUGAAGCAACUGCGCUUUUUUGGGCCAUCUCUUGGGCACAAGAGAAGAAUCUGUCUAAAGUGAUUUUCGUUAGUGACUAUCUCCAGCUAGUAGAUUUUGUUAAUGGGGAUAGUAAUAUUAUCGGAUGGAGAAGUAGUGAUAGUUUGAUAGAUUGUCAGUCUUUGCUUUCUAGUAGUAGUGCUUUCAAAAUUACGUAUAUUAAGCGUGCUAAAAAUCGUUUAGCAGACCUGCUUGCACGUCGGGCUAAAAAGUAUUAUAUUAAAGACUAUUGGGUUCAUUUUCCUUCUUUUCUGGACACUCUAGUUAGGAAGGAACCUCUUGUAGAAGUUUGUAAUUCUAUUCUUUUGUAA
Molecule: messenger RNA, 1137 nt
Organism: Papaver somniferum (opium poppy)
Lineage: Eukaryota; Viridiplantae; Streptophyta; Magnoliopsida; Ranunculales; Papaveraceae
Exons: 3
Coding region: 1-1137 (378 amino acids)
Molecular function (GO): nucleic acid binding; RNA-DNA hybrid ribonuclease activity
Source: RefSeq, a predicted model, not a curated record